Bradysia coprophila is the source of this 1593-nucleotide messenger RNA. Its product is annotated as membrane-bound alkaline phosphatase-like. Gene Ontology annotation, molecular function: alkaline phosphatase activity. NCBI's taxonomy places the organism in Eukaryota, Metazoa, Arthropoda, Insecta, Diptera, Sciaridae. Gene Ontology annotation, biological process: dephosphorylation. The record is from RefSeq and is a predicted model, not a curated record.
GCCAUGCAGAGAGUUCAGUUGCGAUAAGGUACUGGCGUAGUAAUGAAAGUAUUCAUUGUUCUUCUUCUUCAAAUUUUGGUACUUGCCACGGCAGUAUCGGCUCAGUCAGAAAACACUGCUGAGUAUUGGAGACAAAAUGCCCAAGCUUUUCUCCGUUCCAAGCUAAAUGAAAAGUACAAGACCAAGAAGGCGAAAAACAUUAUCAUGUUCCUUGGGGAUGGGAUGAGCCUGUCAACGGUGUCAGCGGUUAGAGCAUACCUUGGCAAUGAAGGAAUCAGUACGGUUUUCGAUCGAUUUCCUUAUUUUGGCUUCUCGAAAACGUACUGCGUGAAUGGUCAAACAGCAGACAGUUCUUGCACCGCCACAGCGUACCUCAAUGGUGUCAAAGGGAACAUGUUGACAACCGGAGUGACGGCCAACGUUCAGGCAGAACAAUGCGUAAUAACGGAAAAAGACAAAACAGAGUCAAUUGCUUCGUGGGCCCAAAAAGCGGGAAAAGCCACAGGCUUAGUAACAACAACAACAGUUACGCACGCUAGCCCGUCUGGUGCCUAUGCGAAUACUCCGAGUCGCUUUUGGGAAGGAAACAAGGUACUGGACCAAAUGUGUGGCUCUACUACCAACGUCAGAGAUAUUGCACACCAAUUGAUAAAUGGAGAAGUCGGUAAGAAAUUCAAAGUUAUCUUGGGUGGAGGCCGCGCUCACAUGAUCAACUCGACGAUGAUGGAUGAAGAAGGUCAGUUCGGUCAACGAACAGACGGUAGAAAUCUUAUCAAUGAAUGGUUGACUGCUAAAAAUCAACAAAAUGUUGGACAAUUCGUUUGGCACAAGCAACAGCUACAUGAAGUCAACUAUACCACCGUCGACUAUUUGUUGGGUCUGUUUGAGAGCUUGGAUUGUUUGUAUCAAAUGGAUAUCAAUGAUGGCAACUUGCAUAAUCAAGAGCCAACUCUCACAGAUAUGACAGUAGCUGCCAUUAGAUUGCUGGAAAAAGACCCGAACGGAUAUUUCUUGUUCGUUGAGAGCGGCAAAAUCGAUCACGCACAUCACUACAACCAAGCUAACCGAGCUAUGGUGGAGACAGCAGAAUUCAUUCGAGCUAUCGAAGCAGCUCGUGCGAUGACAAAGGACGAUGACACUCUAAUUGUCAUCACGUCUGAUCAUUCUCAUACGUUCACGUACAGUGGGUAUGGCUCAAGGAAGUCGGACAUCUUGGGUUUCGGAGGAAUCUCUGACAUGGAUCAAAAGCCAUACUUGAAGUUAAGUUACGCCAAUGGUCCCGCCUAUGAUACGACGUACAUCAAAAACACGGCAGAACGUGUCGAUUUGACAAAUGUUGACAUUCACAACCACGCUUUCCUGCAAUCGGCGACAGUGCCGCUCAGCGCUGAGACUCACGCAGGAGAUGACGUUGGAAUUUUUGCAUCUGGCCCAUUCGAACAUUUGUUCGCUGGAAGCUAUGAGCAGAAUAACAUUCCCAUGUUGAUGGCCUAUGCAGCUCAGAUUGGACCUUUUGCAAAAAAAUAAACGGAGGAAUUGGCGCUUCCAAAAAUGUUAUGAUUGAUUCUUGUGAUGCAAAAUAAAGGGUACAGC